Venturia canescens is the source of this 645-nucleotide messenger RNA. Its product is annotated as zinc finger HIT domain-containing protein 3. The transcript has 2 exons. Gene Ontology annotation, molecular function: protein binding. Lineage: Eukaryota; Metazoa; Arthropoda; Insecta; Hymenoptera; Ichneumonidae. Bases 175 to 564 code for a protein of 129 amino acids. The record is from RefSeq and is a predicted model, not a curated record.
UGACGCGACAGUCAUUUUUUUUCCGAGCCAUCCGAGCACGACACGUGCGUAACCGCCCGCGUGCGACGUAACUUUUCUACUUCACUUUUAUUAUCAUUUAAAUAAAUGACAUUUUUGACUCUUUCGAAGAAAUAAAAAAUAUCAUUUUCAAUCGAAACAAAUACUCUAGCAAACAUGAAACUGUGCAGCGUGUGUAGCAAGGAAAAUUCAAACUACAAAUGUCCAACCUGCAAACGGCCUUAUUGCUCCUUCGUUUGCUGUAAAGCCCACAAAGAAAAGAAUUGCGAGCCUUUCGAAACCGAGUUAAAAGAAAACAACCCGAAGGAGAAGAAAUAUGAUUUCCCAACAGAGGAUACCGUGGCCUUAGAAAAAUUGCGACUUCUCCGUGACGGAAAAGAGGUUAAGAAAUGCCUGAGUAAUCCGCACGUUCGUGACAUUGUCAAAGCCAUUUUGAUUGAUGAGGAUCCGACAAAAGCUAUCGCUGCUGCAAUGACCGAACCAAUUUUUGUCGAGUUGGCUGAUGCUUGCCUGAAAAUCAUCGAACCUUCGCCUGAGGAAAGAUGAGCAGGCAUUUCUUAUUUCUUACAAGAGACAUUUUCAAGAAUUUUGCCAACUUUGAAACAGAGUUUUUCUAUUUAUUUAACA